AAAGGAAAAUGGACGCCACGGACAGAGCGCGGGAUUUUAAACCUUGUUCGUCGUUUCUUACUCGCUCUCCUCCCCUCCCGAACACAAGAAAGCAGGACUACAGAGGCAUGGGGCUGUUUCUUCUUCUGUUCUUCGUCUUUAUCAAUUUGCCGGCAUUUUCAGCUGGCAAUCACGAGACCGCGCUCAGAGGAAUUGGUCUUGAAAGCCCAGUUUUGAAUAUCCAUGCAUUGCCACUUUCUGGAAAAAUAUCUACUCACGGUGGUGCUAAAGACGUGUUGAGAUGUGAACGUGUUCAUGUGUAUGGCCUCUCAAGAUUGAAACUCGGGAGUUAUGCAAAUUCAUUCCGCAUUACUUUGGCAACCUCAGCUGAAAUUCCUGAAAAGUUUCAUAGCAAGAUCCACGUUUGUUUCCACAGGAAUAAUUCACUUGGAUGGUGCCAAUGUGACAAGGCUGAAUUUAGAAGUGUCCAGAAGGGGAUCUGGAGUGCUGUCAUGUCUCCAUACGAGAAAAGAUACAUUGAUGUGAGAUUCACUGAUGAAAUACCGGGUUCUGUUGUUGCUGCUCUUGAAGAAGAUUUUCAGCAAUGGCGACUUGUGUGUCUGGCACUGGGAUUCAUACUGUUGUUGUUGGCUCCCCUUAUUAGCAGUUGGGUUCCAUUUUAUUACAGCAGUUCGAUGGCUAUAGGAGUCUUUCUUGUUAUUAUAAUCCUUCUUUUUCAGGGCAUGAAAUUGUUGCCAACUGGAAGAAAAAAUAUCUUUUACCUUGCCAUAUCUGGAUCGGUGCUUGGAGCUGGGUCUUUCCUUGUGCACCACUUCUCUGUCUUCAUAAAUUCAAUUCUUCAGAGUUUUGGGCUGAGUGAAGAGAUGCACAAUCCAGUUGCAGUUUUUGUGCUAGUGGGGAUUAUCCUGGCUGGAGCUGCAUUAGGCUAUUGGAUCGUUAGGAGAUUUGCUAUUUCAAAAGAUGGUGGUGUGGACUCUGGCGUUGCACAAUUUGUGAAAUGGGCAAUGCGCAUAUUUGGUGCCACACUUGUUUUGCAGAGCACUCUUGAUCCUCCUCUGGCAAUAGGAGCGUUGGUUUUUUGUGGAGCUUUCUGCAAACUUAUAUCUUCUUUAAGGCGUCUUUGUGGAUGGUACGAAAAUUCUGGGAAGGAGCAUUGUACAUCAUGGCAAGCUGGGCAGGUGAGAGGAGGGCGUGGUCGUGCUGAAUUCUUAAGCAAGUCAACCCCGAAUGGAAAAUUGUGGAAUAGCCCUAAAAUUCAGUCUGCAUGGUCUAAUUCUCCUGUAAAAGGCAUAGUAUCACCUUCUUAUAGGAAUGGGACGUCACCCUCAUCUUCUGGAGCACGAGUGAGAGGGGAUUACUAUUCAACUUUCCACAAGACAGGCAACAGAAAGAAGUUCACAAAGAAAGAGUGGGAUGAUUUCACGCGGGAAUCCACUAGACAAGCCCUAUCGGAAUGGGCAUCAUCUCCAGAAUUUACUGAGUGGAUCGUCGAGCAUGCGGACCGGAUACAACUCCUUCCCAGUGAAGGUUCAGACGAGACAGAGGGAAAACUAGGUGGAAGCAGUAACAAGAUCGAGUGGUAUUGUGAUAGGAAGUCAGAAUUGCUCUUGUAA
This is a messenger RNA of Neltuma alba, 1613 nucleotides long. RefSeq lists its product as uncharacterized. Lineage: Eukaryota; Viridiplantae; Streptophyta; Magnoliopsida; Fabales; Fabaceae. The coding region runs from base 9 to 1613 and encodes 534 amino acids. The record is from RefSeq and is a predicted model, not a curated record. The transcript is spliced from 11 exons.